AAAUUAAUUAGUGCUUAAACCUGGUCUGAAGUUGUACAUAAAUAUGGCUUGGGACGUAUCAGUGUUAGGCAAAUUUGGGUUUGACCACUUUUAACAGAGAUGGAGAGCUUCUUCAGCUUCUUGUCUCUGAAAGCCACGUUCUUAUUGAUUUUCUUAGUGAAUUUCUCAGAAGGUCAUAAACAUUACAGGAACAAGGAGGGAGGUGAUGGAGUGCAACCACUUUCCAAGAUUUUAAUCCACAAAACCGUGAACGCGAUUCACGAAAAGGCUUCCGUUCAUGCGUCCCCUCUACUUCUCGGCACCACGGGGAAGGAUUAUGAAUGGGUAACUGUGAAUGUUGUUGGUCCUAAUCCUUCUGCUAAUGACUGGUUGGGAGUCUUUUCUCCAGCAAAAUUCAAUGCAUCAACUUGUCCAUUUACAGAAGAUUACUAUGAGCCAUAUCUAUGCACAGCUCCUAUCAAGUACAAAUAUGCGAACCACUCCAAUGCCAAUUACAACAAGACAGGCAAAAACACUUUGUAUUUCCGGUUGAUCAAUCAACGCGCGGAUUUCGCAUUUGCAUUGUUCUCCGGCGGGCUGUCGAGCCCGAAAUUAGUGUCAAUUUCUAAUGCUGUAGUUUUCGCAAAUCCAAAGGCGCCUCUUUACCCUCGUCUUGCUCUUGGGAAGCACUGGGAUGAAACGACAGUAACCUGGACAAGCGGCUACGACAUCAGUGAAGCUGUACCAUUUGUUGAGUGGGGUUUCGCGGGAGAAGCUCAAACUCGAUCCCCAGCAGGAACAUUGACUUUCCCUCGAGGAAGCAUGUGUGAUGAACCAGCACGAACAGUUGGUUGGCGCGAUCCUGGUUUCUUCCAUACAAGUUUUUUGAAAAAUUUGUGGCCUAAUUCAAAGUACACUUACAAGCUUGGUCAUAGGUUAAACACUGGUUCCUACAUCUGGAGCAAGACCUACAAUUUUACGUCAUCCCCGUAUCCAGGACAGGACUCGUUACAGAAGGUUAUCAUAUUCGGUGACAUGGGAAAGGCUGAGCGUGAUGGUUCAAAUGAAUACGCUGAUUACCAGCCCGGGGCACUCCUUACCACUGAUGCACUGAUCAAGGACCUGGAUAACAUUGACAUAGUCUUUCACAUUGGGGAUAUGCCCUAUGCCAAUGGAUACAUCUCACAGUGGGACCAGUUUACAUCACAGGUGGAGCCCAUUGCAUCAGCUGUGCCUUAUAUGGUUGCAAGCGGCAAUCACGAACGAGAUACACCAAACACCGGAGGCUUCUAUGACACAAAUGAUUCAGGUGGUGAAUGUGGUGUGCCGGCUGAGACCAUGUUUUUUGUUCCUGCUGAGAACAGAGCUAAGUUCUGGUAUCAAACAGACUAUGGGAUGUUCCACUUCUGCAUAGCAGACACUGAGCAUGAUUGGAGGGAUGGUUCUGAGCAGUACAGAUUCAUUGAGAAGUGCCUUGCAGCUGCUGACAGGAACAAACAGCCUUGGCUGAUAUUUGCUGCUCAUCGUGUUCUCGGUUAUUCCACCAACUCCUGGUAUGGCCAGGAGGGUCAAUUUUCAGAGCCUAUGGGAAGAGAUGACAUGCAAAAGCUCUGGCAAAAGUACAAGGUGGACAUUGCAUUUUAUGGCCAUGUCCAUAACUAUGAAAGAAUAUGCCCCAUUUAUCAGAAUCAAUGUGUGAAUUCGGAAAUCUCUCACUAUUCGGGGACGGUGAACGGAACAAUCCAUGUAGUUGUUGGAGGAGGAGGCAGCCACUUAUCGGAUUUCAGCACACUGAAGACAGUUUGGAGUGUUCACCAAGAUCUGGACUUUGGGUACACGAAACUCACAGCAUUCAACCACUCAUCACUUCUGUUUGAGUACAUGAAGAGCAGUGAUGGCAAGGUCUAUGAUUCCUUCACAAUCUCAAGAGAUUACAGAGAUGUUUUGGCCUGUGUUCAUGAUGGCUGUGAACCAACCACUUUGGCUACGUAAUCAAAGUUACAUCUAAUCAAGCCGACUUAUUAGCUUGGAAAAGAGAUUAUCCAUUUAAUUAGUGAAAAUCAGUUUUGAAUGCAAGAAGCAAGCCAGUGAGACUUCUGGUUAUUUUCUAUCAAUGAAUCAUUCCUAUCGUCUUCAUGUUUAAGAAGUUUCGCAUACUAGUUAAAAAUAAAAAAAGUUUUCACAUACUGCCA
Pyrus x bretschneideri (Chinese white pear) is the source of this 2171-nucleotide messenger RNA. RefSeq names its product nucleotide pyrophosphatase/phosphodiesterase. The record is from RefSeq and is a predicted model, not a curated record. Bases 100 to 1971 code for a protein of 623 amino acids. The transcript has 12 exons. Gene Ontology annotation, molecular function: acid phosphatase activity; metal ion binding. NCBI's taxonomy places the organism in Eukaryota, Viridiplantae, Streptophyta, Magnoliopsida, Rosales, Rosaceae.